Messenger RNA from Synchiropus splendidus (mandarinfish), 1411 nucleotides. Its product is annotated as serine/threonine-protein phosphatase PP1-beta catalytic subunit. Gene Ontology annotation, molecular function: protein serine/threonine phosphatase activity. Bases 96 to 1079 code for a protein of 327 amino acids. Lineage: Eukaryota; Metazoa; Chordata; Actinopteri; Syngnathiformes; Callionymidae. Gene Ontology annotation, biological process: regulation of circadian rhythm; circadian regulation of gene expression. Gene Ontology annotation, cellular component: cytoplasm; nucleus. The transcript has 8 exons. The record is from RefSeq and is a predicted model, not a curated record.
GCACUUUUCGGAGGUGGUGCGUUUGGUUACGCUGGGGAGAGGCGGUGCCUGCUCAGCCUGCUCCAGCCUGCUGCGGCCACUGCUACGUUACAGAAAUGGCGGAGGGGGAGUUGGACGUGGACUCGCUGAUUUCCAGGCUUUUGGAGGUGCGAGGAUGUCGACCUGGGAAGAUCGUCCAGAUGACGGAGGCUGAGGUGCGCGGCCUCUGCAUCAAGUCCCGGGAGAUCUUCCUCAGUCAGCCCAUCCUCCUGGAGCUGGAGGCUCCUCUCAAAAUUUGUGGUGACAUCCACGGCCAGUACACAGACCUCCUCCGACUCUUUGAGUACGGUGGCUUCCCCCCAGAGGCCAACUACCUGUUCCUGGGCGACUAUGUGGACAGAGGGAAGCAGUCGCUGGAGACCAUCUGCCUGCUGCUCGCCUACAAGAUCAAAUACCCAGAGAACUUCUUCCUUCUGCGGGGCAACCAUGAGUGUGCCUCCAUCAACCGCAUCUACGGCUUCUAUGACGAGUGUAAACGCAGAUUCAACAUCAAACUCUGGAAGACCUUCACAGACUGCUUCAAUUGUCUACCCAUUGCUGCCAUCGUGGACGAGAAGAUCUUCUGCUGUCAUGGAGGUUUGUCACCUGACCUGCAGUCCAUGGAGCAGAUCCGGCGCAUCAUGAGACCCACAGACGUUCCUGACACAGGACUCCUGUGUGACCUCCUUUGGUCAGACCCUGACAAGGACGUGCAAGGGUGGGGGGAGAACGACCGUGGUGUCUCGUUCACCUUCGGCGCGGAUGUGGUCAGCAAGUUCCUGAACCGCCACGACCUGGACCUGAUCUGCAGAGCGCACCAGGUGGUAGAAGACGGUUACGAAUUCUUUGCCAAGCGUCAGCUGGUCACUUUAUUCUCCGCUCCAAACUACUGCGGAGAGUUUGACAACGCCGGCGGCAUGAUGAGUGUGGACGAGACCCUGAUGUGUUCCUUCCAGAUCCUGAAGCCAUCUGAGAAGAAAGCCAAGUACCAGUAUGGAGGGAUGAACUCGGGCCGGCCCGUCACUCCUCCGCGCACAGCUCAGCCUCCAAAGAAACGAUGAAGAAAGAUGAUGACAGUCAUUCAACAUUGUUCAACCCACAAAAUAGACAACUUUUGGAACAAAACCUGACAACUCUUUUCUUUUCCGUUCUCCCUCUGACACCUGUUUUUCUUUCUCUCUCUCUCUCUCUCUCUCUCUCUCUCUCUCUCUCUUCUGUGUAAUGUUCAAAUUAAAACGGUUUGUCCUUCUGUAGCAUAAGGUUUUGUUUUGGUUUUUUUUUUUUCUUUGUUGUGAAGCAACAAAUGGAGACAACGUUCUGAUUCCUCACCCAACAUGUCGGGUGUUUAACGACGACUGCUGGUUUUCAAUAAAUAAUCGUCCAAAAUUGUUAA